Molecule: messenger RNA, 4311 nt
Organism: Solanum lycopersicum (tomato)
Lineage: Eukaryota; Viridiplantae; Streptophyta; Magnoliopsida; Solanales; Solanaceae
Source: RefSeq, a predicted model, not a curated record
UAGCAGCAGCUAGCGUUCAAUGACUUCCUCAGACAACUUCGUACAACCAGCUAUUCCGCGCUUUGAUGGUCACUAUGACCAUUGGAGCAUGCUCAUGGAAAACUUCUUGAGGUCCAAGGAGUAUUGGAAUGUUGUUGAAUCUGGAGUAGCAGAACCAGCAACAGGAGCUACGGAAGCUCAGAAAACAGAAUUUGAAGUCUUAAAAUUGAAAGAUCUUAAGGCUAAAAAUUAUCUGUUUCAAGCUAUCGAUCGUUCCAUUUUAGAGACUAUUCUUUGCAAAGAAACCUCCAAGAAAAUUUGGGACUCCAUGAAGAAGAAGUAUCAAGGCAAUGUGAAGGCAAAAAGGGUACAACUCCAAGGACUCCGAACUGAAUUUGAGACUUUACGUAUGAAGUCAGGAAAGGCAGUUGCAGAUUUCUUUUCAAGAACUAUGGCAAUUGCAAGCAAGAUGAGAAUCCAUGGAGAGCAAAUGCAGGAUGUCACCAUUGUUGAGAAAAUCCUUCGAUCAAUGACACCGAAAUUUAAUUUUGUUGUCUGCUCUAUCGAAGAAUCGAAGGAUAUUGAUGAACUCUCCAUUGAUGAAUUGCAAGUUCUUUGUUAGUUCAUGAGCAGAAAAUCAUCCAGCAGGACAAAGAAGAGCACGCGCUGAAAGCAACCACAGAUAAUCCUUCUAAAACAAGUGGAGCUCGAGGUAGAGGCCGAGGUCGGAGUAGGGGGAAAGGAAGCUACAGUCGAGGUAAUCAACAGUACCAUUAGCAGAAUGAUGAUCAGUUUCAACACAGAGGAAGGAGACGUGGAGGACAUGACUCAACAACUCAGAAACCAAAGUCAAUAGACAAAACAAAUGUUGAGUGCUAUCGCUGCCAUAGGUAUGGUCAUUACCAAUCAGAAUGUCGAACAAAUUUAAAUAGACAGAGUGCAGAAGUAUCUAACUUUGCAAAGAAGGAAGAAGAAGUUUCUCUCUUGAUGGUGUGUUAUGCAAGUGAAGAAACUCGAGAAAAUCUGUGGUAUUUGGACACCGGGUGUAGCAACCACAUGCGCGGAGACAAGAAGGCAUUUUCUGAAUUGGAUGAAAGCUUCCGCAAUACCGUCAAGUUCGGUGAUAACUCUGUUGUAUCUGUCAUGGGAAAAGGCAAUGUCACUUUACAUGACAAAGAUAACUCUUUUCCCACAAUUUCUAAUGUGUUUUAUGUUCCAGAUUUAAAGACCAAUUUUACUUAGUAUUGGUCAACUACAAGAAAAGGGUUAUGAGAUAUCCAUUAAAAAUGGAUUAUGUCGAAUUGAAGAUUCAAGGCUGGGUUUGAUUGCUCAAGUUAGCAUGACAACAAAUCGUAUGUUUCCACUUCAGUUGCAGAGUUCGACAUCUUCCUGCUUCUCGGCUAACGUAACAGAUACAUCGUGGUUAUGGCAUUUUCGUUAUGGCCACUUGAGCUUUGGUGGCUUAAGCACUUUGCAACGAAAGAAUAUGGUCAGUGGCCUCCCUCAAAUUGCAGCUCCUUCUCAAGUAUGUGAGGAAUGUGCAGUUGGCAAGCAGCAACGUAAUCAAUUUCCUAAGGGAAAAUCAUGGAGAGCCAAAAAUGUGUUGGAGAUGGUGCAUUCUGAUCUUUGCGGCCCAAUUAAUCCAUCUUCAAAUGGAGGUAAAAGAUACAUAAUUACCUUCAUUGAUGAUUUUAGUCGGAAGACAUGGGUCUAUUUUUUGCAGGCCAAAUAUGAUGCUUUUGAAGCUUUCAAAAGCUUUAAAAUUAUGGUGGAGAAAGAAGCAGGAAGCCAAAUCAAAGUACUUCACACAGAUCGAGGCGGGGAAUACAAUUCACAAGAAUUUGCAAAUUUUUGUGAAAGCGAUGGCAUUAAAAGGCAACUGACAGCAGCCUAUACGCCCCAACAAAAUGGUGUCUGUGAGCGCAAAAAUCGUACUAUAAUGAAUAUGGUGCGCAGUCUCUUGACAAGAAGCAGUGUUCCAAAAUCUUUCUGGCCUGAAGCUGUUAACUAGAGCAUUCAUAUUUUGAAUAGAAGUCCUACAUUAUCUGUUCAAAAUAUGACACCGGAGGAAGCUUGGAAUGGUCGAAAGCCUAAUGUUGAUCAUUUCAGAAUUUUCGGGUGCAUUUGUUAUGCCCGCAUUCCAGAUCAAACAAGAACGAAGCUUGAUGACAAAGGUGAGAAAUGCAUUUUCCUUGGUGUUAGUGAUUGUUCUAAAGCUUACAAACUAUAUAAUCCUAUCACCAAGAAAAUUGUCAUUAAUCGAGACGUAAUAUUCGACGAAGAAAAUUUCUGGACAUGGAGUGAAUCUGGUUCUCAACGACAAAUUCUAGCAGACUUUGAUGGGCAAGAUGAAGCUGAAAAUCAACAUAAUACUGUGGUAGUGCAGCAACCAAUCACUGCUCAAGAUGAACAAGUAGUGACUCAAGUCUCAACGGCAGUUGCAAGAGAACCAAGAAGCAUAAAAAGACCAAUAUGGAUGGAUGAUUAUGAAGUAACGGGAAUUGGUCAAUCUGAGGAACCAGUUGUUCAUUUUGCUCUUUUUGCAGAUUGUGAUCCUGUAACCUGUGAAGAAGCAGUAAAGCAAUCAAAAUGGAGAAAAGCUAUGGAUGAAGAGCUUGCAGCUAUUGAAAGAAAUAACACAUGGAAGCUGACUGAGCUUCCGAAAGGUCAGAAAACAAUCGAUGUGAAGUGGAUUUUUAAGACCAAGUUGAAAGAAAAUGGUGAGGUGGACAAGUAUAAAGCUCGCUUGGUGGCAAAAGGUUACGAGCAAGAAUUUGGUGUAGAUUAUGAAGAAGUGUUCGCUCCAGUAGCAAGACAUGAUACAAUCAGAUUAUUGAUUGCAUUGGCAGCACAAAAUUCGUGACCCAUUUUCCAGUUGGAUGUCAAGUCGGCUUUCUUGCACGGAGACUUGAAAGAACAGGUAUUUGUUGAACAACCUCCUGGUUAUGUUAAAGUUGGAGAUGAAUUCAAAGUGUAUCAGCUAAAAAAGGCUUUAUACAGACUUAAACAAGCCCCACGAGCUUGGUAUAGUCGCAUUGAAGCCUAUUUUUUGAAGGAAGGUUUUUCUAAAUGCCCAUAUGAGCAUACUCUGUUUGUUAAAGUUGAAGGAGGAAAGAUGCUUGUUGUGUCCUUAUAUGUAGACGACUUUAUAUAUACUGGAAAUGAUGCUGCUAUGUUUGAAAAAUUGAAGUAAUCCAUGAUGCUUGAAUUUGAUAUGUCUGAUCUUGGAAUGAUGCACUAUUUUCUUGGCAUUGAAGUGGUGCAAUCUGCUGCUGGUAUUUUUAUUACUCAAAGAAGGUAUGCUCGAGAAAUCCUUGACAGGUUUGGAAUGAAGAACUGUAAUCUUGCUGAAACUCCAACUGAAGCUGGUCUUCAACUUGUGAAAUAUCCAGAAGAAGGGAGGAAAGUGGACAACAGAGUGUUCAAACAAAUCGUGGGAAGUCUGAUGUAUUUGACUACUACUAGACCUGACAUAAUGUAUUCUGUCAGCCUUGUUAGUAGGUAUAUGGAAUGCCCUCAGGAGAUUCAUCUUGCAGCUGCCAAAUGAAUUCUCCGUUACGUGCAGGGAACAAUUGAUUGUGGAGUGUUUUACAAGAGAGGAAACAAAUAUGAUUUUUUGGGUUUUACAAAUAGUGAUUAUGCCCGAGACAAAGAUAACAGAAAAAGUACUUCGGGAUAUGUGUUCAUGUUGGGUUCUGGAGCUGUUGCUUAGUCUUCUAAAAAGCAAUCUGUUGUCACUUUAUCAACCACUGAGGCAGAAUUUGUAUUUGCUACAACUUGUGCCUGUCAAGCUAUAUGGUUCAGAAGGAUACUUGAGGAGCUGCAGUUCAAGCAAAGAGGACCAACUGCAAUUUAUUGUGACAACACAUCAACGAUCAAACUCUCCAAAAAUCCCGUGUUUCAUGGCAGGAGCAAACACAUAGAUGUUAGGUUUCAUUUCUUAAGGGAUCUCACAAAAGAUGAAGUCAUUGAAGUUCUCUACUGUAAGAGUGAGAAUCAAAUUGCUGAUAUAAUGACAAAGCCUUUGAAAUUAUGCACAUUCCAGAAACUCAGGAAGUUGCUUGGUGUUUGUAACUAUUUCAAUUAAACUGAAAGCAUUCAGUUUAAGGGAGUGAUUGUUAGAAAUUUGUUUUCCAGUAUUUGUUUGAUUUAGUCAAAUAAAAGUAGUUUAAAUGGAGUCAAUAUGUAUCCUGAUUUUUAGCUUGAAGUUACAGCUUUUAGUGGUCUGUUAACAUGAUAUUUGUUAGCCUAUUUUUUAGCUAUUUCAGUUUGUGUACAGCUCUAUAAGAGAGCCUUCAUGUUGAUCAAUAAACAGUGAGAAAAUUUCAGUUC